Saitoella complicata NRRL Y-17804 is the source of this 362-nucleotide messenger RNA. RefSeq lists its product as uncharacterized. The record is from RefSeq and is a predicted model, not a curated record. The transcript is spliced from 2 exons. Bases 156 to 356 code for a protein of 66 amino acids. NCBI's taxonomy places the organism in Eukaryota, Fungi, Ascomycota, Saitoellomycetes, Saitoellales, Saitoellaceae.
UCCUGGAUCCUUGUCGCUCAACGGUUGUCUUUGAACAGUCCGCAGUUUGCCUAUAUAAAGGAUAGCGAAGGUGUAAUCGGUCAGUCACAGUUACAGUUGCUUAGCACACACGCCUCACUGGUACCCCUACCACCUCACUUGGAACACAGUGUAUCAUGGCUGACAAAAUCCAAUUCUACCAACAGGAGGCCAAAGACCAAGAGGCCUCCGCCAAACACGAGAUCCCUAGGGACGCUGGCUUGCAACCCGAGGGCGACAUCUACAAGCCCAGCGAGCAUGGUGGAUUGAAGCAAGAUGGAACUCCUGACAAGAGAAUGAAGCCCGAGGAUAUCGACAAACCUGAUGAGGAGAAGUAGGGCAGC